Messenger RNA from Osmerus eperlanus (European smelt), 1842 nucleotides. RefSeq names its product aquaporin-11-like. NCBI's taxonomy places the organism in Eukaryota, Metazoa, Chordata, Actinopteri, Osmeriformes, Osmeridae. Gene Ontology annotation, biological process: transmembrane transport. The transcript is spliced from 3 exons. Gene Ontology annotation, molecular function: channel activity. Gene Ontology annotation, cellular component: cytoplasm; membrane. The record is from RefSeq and is a predicted model, not a curated record. The coding region runs from base 139 to 951 and encodes 270 amino acids.
ACUUCCUGGUACUGACUACUACCACUCUGCUCGCGCGCCGGACGCCGGUGGACUUUGAUGCAUGCUGUGGGAUACAAAUAGCUGCUUUGGACAGACCCACAACUAAAUUAUUGACGGGGCUACGAGGCUUCUGCGAUAAUGGCAGAUUUGGGAAUAUCAUUAGUGCUAUUAGCAGCAAUAGUGUUUCUCUGUGAAGCAAGCCGCCGCACCACUGCGCAACUUUUUGGGAACAAAUACGGCCUUUACAUAACAGAGAUAAUCUCUACGUUUCAACUGUGUGCUUGCACACAGGAGCUCAAACUGCUGGGCGAGGCGGGUCAGAUCGAACCGUACAUUGGUUUGACCAUAACUUACGUAAUCACGGUAGUCCACAUAACAACUUUUCAAGGAGCGCUCUGCAACCCCUACGGUGCUUUUGAGCGCGUUUACCGCAGAGAAGUCACCUAUGCGAGCGCAGUGUGUUUGAUAGCGUGCCAAAUCAUCGCGGCGAUAGCGGCGCAGUUUUUGGCUCCCUACAUCUGGACGUUGGGACUGUCCGAUCUACACGUCAGUCAUGGAAGAUUCGGAUUUAAAUGUUUCAGCCCCCUUGGUGGCACCUUGAUUGAGGCAGCGGCUGUGGAGCUGGCCUGCACCUUUUCCGUCCAAGCUGCAGUCAUACACAUUCAUAAAGUGGAGGAGAAACUCCAGGUCCACGCCAUUGCAGCCAUCAUCACAUUUGUGGUUUAUGCAGGUGGUAGUAUUUCAGGAGCUGUGUUCAACCCAGUCCUGGCCUUGUCGGUCCAGUUUCCCUGCAGUGGGCACACCUUCCUGGAGUAUUGCUUUGUCUACUGGCUGGGUCCAUUGUUGGGCAUGACAAGCUGCAUCCUACUAUUUGAGAAAAUUGUUCCUUUCCUUUCCGGUAAGAGCACUGUUGGACUGGAGUUCCCUGUUGCCCAGAAGAAGAUUCAGUAACACCCACGCCAGAUGUUAAUGAGAAAACAUAACAUGUUUUUACUUCAUUUUAAAGGGUUGGGUAAGAAGGUAUAAUGAGUACAUAAAUGAUAAAAACAUAAUGAGGCGUUAUUUCAUGAGAAAAGCACUAGAACAGUUCAAUGAAGUAUAUGUACAUACAGUUAUCCCAUUAUGCAUUACUAUGCGAUAAUAACUGGACGGGCUCCCUGCUUUGAAAUGGGACCCAGCUGGAGUCAGCGUCCGAGGGCCAAGUAGGACAGAAGGCCAGCUUCCGACCUCUGACCUCCCUCAAGUCACACAUACAUGUUCUCAUAACAUGGCUAACUCGAAUAAGAAAACUACUGCCGUAAUCCUGUUUGUUUUUGUCAACACGAAGCACAAUUUAAAAGCUUGUAUUUUGUCCAGCUAGGUUUGACGAUUUGUGUGCUAUAAAAUGGUUGUGUCAGCCGUUGGUUACCUAUAGUGAUCAAAGGGAUGUAACUGGAGGACGAUGCAUUGCAUGGAUACUAGGAAUGUUCACAUUGUUCCUGUGUCCAAGCGCACAAGGUCUAAAGGGUGAUAAAACAGAAAUACGUUUGAUUAACUAUGCCUUAAAGGUCAGUUUCUCUUCCUGACAAAAGGGACCAGUCUGGAUGUAGCGUGAUAAUUACCUCACUGGAGUACAGAUGAAUCCUCUAUACUUUUCUAUAUAGAACCGAUUUAGUUUAGUGUUCUGAACAAUUUAAAAGGAAUAUGGUCUUUCAAAUGUGAGAGUACUGUAGAAAACAUAUUUAUAGCUCAUUAAAGAUAUUUUGUUAAUGUUUGCCAGGGACGAAAUGGGUUUUGCUUAAACACAUUUUAAUAAAAAUGAUAUGCAUUCCACUUAAGUGACCUUUGAUCAAUUUAUCUUAG